Molecule: messenger RNA, 2336 nt
Organism: Solenopsis invicta (red fire ant)
Lineage: Eukaryota; Metazoa; Arthropoda; Insecta; Hymenoptera; Formicidae
Product: protein ILRUN
Exons: 3
Coding region: 286-894 (202 amino acids)
Biological process (GO): macroautophagy
Cellular component (GO): phagophore assembly site
Molecular function (GO): ubiquitin binding
Source: RefSeq, a predicted model, not a curated record
UGUAUUUCCUCUGCGAAAUUGGGAGAGGGGGAGCGCCCUGUCGUAAGACUCCAGAAUUUUUGACGGCGCUGGAUCGGGUAUCGUGGAUAUGUACAUUGCACAGUACGGACACGGGCUGAGUGUCGCUCGGAAGAAUGACAUUUAAAAUCCGUGACUGAGAGUACGACGACGGCGACGAAAACGAGGAAGGAGAGCGAACGGGAUUGAAAAGUACGUUGACAGUUUUGACAGGCCCCGUCACAUGGGGCAUUGAGUUCAGCGAGGGCCGUUCGAGAAGCAACGACCAUGGAUCUCAACAAUGAUCUGGACCAACAUUUGCUGCACCAGUUCAGCUGCCUGGGCACCACGGACAAGGAUGACCUGGUGAAACAGCUGCAGAAGCUGCUAGCGGACAGCCAUCUGAACGAGACCACCGCCACGUUCUUCCUUGACAUGAACAAUUGGAAUCUGCAAGCGGCAAUUUGCAGUUACAUUGAUUAUGGAAGUCCCUUCAACACUCCGUGUAUGACAUUGAUAUGCGACAGUACAAUCGGCGAGGGAGAGGCUGUACCGCCUAACACGAACUUUCAGAAGUCGUGGCGUGUGCAGAACAGCGGUAACGAGCCUUGGCCCAGUGGUAUCCAACUGCAGCAGUCCAGUGGAGUGCAUAUGGGCUGCGUGCGGAUACCUGUUCCACCGUUGGCCCCCAAGGAAACCACUGAGUUGAGUGUAACAUUGAAGAGUCCAGCUGAAACCGGUGUUCAUCAAAGUAAAUGGAGAAUGACUACGACCAAUGGUUCUUAUUUUGGGGAUGUUAUCUGGGUGAUCAUAACGGUGAAUGAAUGCGGCACAUUGGCGGUUACUCAACAGUUGCAUCAGUUAAGUACGCAGUCCAAUGAUGUACAAAUGUCCUAGCCUUUGACGUACAAAAGUCUCCCCUAAAAAAGAUUUGUGGAACGUUGUACAAGACAUCUCUUGCGGAUCAUUGUAAGAAUCGACAAUUAUUUCUAAAUUUUGUAUAGAUCGCUUUUUUCAUAACGGAGCUUUUUACCGCUCCUACACCUCAUAAAAAAUUGCUGUGUAGCAGAUAUAAUUACAUUAAUAAAAAUUGCAAUAGAUUUGGCUAUACUCUUAUCCUGAAUUAAAAUAUUAAUAGGAGAGACGCAGAGCUACAGUUAAUAUAAAAUGCAUUUUAUAAACAAAAAUGUAUUUCCGAUAAAAAUUUUAUUUAAAUUUGUGUUAGAGAUAAUUCUUUAUUUACAAUGCAGGAACGAUCAUUUCCAGCGUUUGUUCUUAUUGAUUUAUAUAAAAUAUAACGAAUUUAUACAUUAUACAUAGAAUUUCAUAAUUUUGUUAUACUUAUAGAAGCUGCUUGCGUAAGGCCUUUUAUGAUCGUCCAUGCUUGUCGAUCACACGUAAUCGACCGAAAAAAAAUUAAAUUUAUGUAAUUAAAGAUGUAUAGCGAUUGGAAUAAAGAGCGCAUGCGAUGAUUUUUAUUGGAAUAUGGAUGUGAAUUGUGAUAGAUUUGCAUGGAUCAUGGAUGCGAUGUGGGUGUUGAAAGAUAUUGAUAUAUACUUAAGAUACAGAUUUAUUGAAACUAUAAUUUUUCUUAGAAAGUGAAGUUUAGUUAAAUAUACAUAUACACACACACACACACACACACACACGCGCGCGCGCAUAUAUAUAUAUAUAUAUAUAUAUAUAUAUAUAUAUAUAUUCAAGCAUAGAUGUAUAUGCGUAUAUAAGACUUUACUUACGGUAUAUAUAUAGCUAGGGGAUUACGAUAUAAAAUAUAUUCGUCACUUAUCAUCUCAGCCCGAACGUAAAGAGAAAUCGAACUAUUAGAGGUAAUUUUUUUACGUCUCUCUGAAAUCGAAAAAUAUUAUAAUUGAAAGUACUAUCAUUUAAUUGGUGUAUCUGAAAUACUGAUCGUAAAUACUAGUUCGUAGAAAGACUAGUUCUUAGCACAUUGGUUUAUUAGUUAAGUACAUUAAACUCGAUAUUGCCUCGUUAAUUCCACGAAUGUUACGAGAGCAAAAUUGUAAAUUUUACAUAGAUCUUUCAGAGGAUUAAGCUUAUUCGAGUGAGAUAAUAGAGCUCAGACGGCCAUUUUCAUGUAGAGUUUGGCGUAUGGCUUGUAAUCUAUCAAUUCGAAAUCUUCGGCAAUGAAAUCGUCGAUAUCUUUGAUCUCUCUGACUAUCUUUAAUUUUGGAAACUCGCGCGGUUCGCGUUUCACCUGUUCCUCAAGGGCGCUUAUAUGAUUGACGUAGACAUGGCAGUCUCCCAUUGUAUGUACAAAUUCUCCUGGCUGAAAAAUAAAAGGAAAUAAAAAAUAAAACCAAGACUCGUCUGUGAAA